AUGGAGGUCACCACGGAGAGGUCGAAGAUCAUGGUGAACAGCACGACCAAAACUAGCGCAGGCAUCACCACGAACGGCGAGAAGCUAGAAGAAGUGAUCAGCCUCAAGUACAUAGGCGCAUACCUGUCCAAACUUGGUACCAGUACCACUAAGGUCCGAAUAAGAAUUGCCAUGGCAACCACAGCAAUGGUGAGAAUGAGCAGGUUUUGGACAAGCAGUUCCAUAAGCUUCCCCAACAAGUAUAGGUUCUACAAGUCCAUCGUAGUGGACACUACACAAGGCACGACUCUCUGUGCAAGACUGUUCUCCAGGCGCGCAGGUUUGAUCCCUGGUGAGACGCAGGAGGAUCCUAGUCAGGUCACAACCCAUAGUACUGGGGACCUCUCCGCUGCUGAACAGCUCACUGCCCAGACAAGGAGUGCUACUUCGACACUACCAGGCGAGAUGAAGGAUGAAGAGGACCCGCUUCUGGAAUUACUAAGAGAAGAAGAACAAACUGAGCAAAUACACGACCUGCCGCAGCCCAAAGCCAAUCAGGCCGCAGUGGAACAACGACAACCAAUUGACUGGCCGAAGACCACAGACAAAAGAGCCUGGAACGACUUAGACAAGGAGCUAGAUGCCAUACUGACAUCCACCAUGCGAGGACCAGUAGAUAGGAAGUUAAAGUGCAUGACAACUCUAGUCUACACGGUGGCUAAGGAGCGAUUUGGCACCAAGAAAACACGUCGACCAAAGCCCCAGCAGACACCCAACAGGAGACAGAGUCGCAAGAAACAGAUUAGAGGAGAGCUGAAGAGCCUCAACAAGGCAUACAAGAAGGCAAGUCAAGAAGAGAGAUUGGGCCUCCAGGAGCUACGAGACAUUCUCAGGAGAGAGCUACAGACUUUUAGGAAGGCUGAGAAUGCGAGAACGGCGAGAAGAAGAAGGGCACAAAAGAGAGCGGAGUUUGUAUCUAACCCAUACAAAUUUUCCAAACAACUUCUGGACAAAGAAAGGUCAGGCCAAUUAGAAACCAGUAUGGCAGACAUCGAGGAACACCUCAUACAGGUUCACUCAGAUCCAGACAGGUUAAUACCACUCGGGGAUUGCCCAAGACUAGAACAUGUCGUACCCCCAACAUCCCCACUGGAAUGUAAAGAGCCCUCGCUCUUAGAGGUGAAAGAAGGUGUGAGGAAAGCGAGAAUGGGAUUAGCCCCAGGACCAAACAAGAUACCAUAUAAGGUCUACAAGAUGUGCCCUCUCCUGCUACGUAGACUAUGGAACCUACUUAAGGUGAUCUGGAGGAAGGGGAUAAUACCUGAUGAGUGGCUACAUGCCGAAGGUAUAUUUACUCCAAAGGAGAAGAACUCCAAACACAUCAGCCAGUUCAGAACAAUAUCUUUGCUAAACGUUGCAAUCAGCCAGCUCAUUAGAGAAGCAAAAGUGAACAAAUCAGACCUGACUGUAGUAUGGCUAGACCUUGCAAACGCCUACGGAUCUAUUCCACAUAAGCUCAUCGAAUCAGCCCUCCAGUACUACCAUAUCCCUGAACACAUUCAAGGGAUGAUCAAUGCGUACUUCAGUGGAAUGAAACUGCGCUUCAUGGUUGGCGAGAAGAUGACAGCUUGGCAGAGACUGGAGAAGGGAAUAGUGACCGGGUGUACCAUCUCAGUUGUCCUGUUUGUGAUGGGCAUGAACCUCAUAAUCAACCCUGCAAACAAAGAAACCCGCGGGCCUAAGACAUCUACAGGGUUACACCUGCCAACAAACAGAGGCUUCAUGUACGAUCUAACAGUGACAACACAGACACACAUACAAGCAAGAUGGGUACUGAAAGUAUUGGAGGAGGCAGCCACCUGGGCUAGAAUGAAUUUCAAAUCCAAGAAGUCCAGAAGUCUGGUCAUCAAGCGCGGAUCAGUCACAAAACGGUUGACCCUACAAGUCCAAGGGGAAGACAUACCAUCAAUUAUGGACAGUCCCAUAAAGUGCCUGGGCAAGUGGUUUGAUUCGAGCCUUAGUGACAAAGCAAACGUAGAGCGCAUCAGAUCACAGCUCCAGGAAGGGCUGAAACAAAUUGACAAAUCCGCUUUACCAGGAAAGUUCAAGGCAUGGCUCUUCCAGAAUGCACUUCUCCCCAGACUGAUGUGGCCCCUUAUGCUAUAUGAAAUACCGACAUCCUCUGUCGAAUGCUUGGAGAGAAAGAUCAGCAAACACCUGCGCCGAUGGCUGGGAAUACCACAAAGCUUUACCAGCAUCGGAUUGUAUGGGCGAUCGAACCAGCUACAACUCCCGCAAUCAUCACUAGUGGAGGAGUUCAAAGUUGCAAAGACACGACUGGUAGUGACGCUCAAGCAAUCGCAGGACAGUUCAAUUCGAAAUGCUGGGAUUGAAACUAGGACAGGGAGAAAGUGGUCAGCAAGCCAAGCAGUCGAACAUGCCGAGAAAAGACUCCAGCAAAAAGACAUUGUCGGCAUCACAGCUGUAGGCAGACAGGGGCUAGGCAGCUCCAAGAUAACAUUAUGGAGCUCUGCUGGAAACAUGGAAAGGAGGAGAAUGGUGCAAGAUGAAGUCAGAGCAGCAGAAGAAGAAGACAGAAGAGCGAAAGCUGUGGCUAUGGGUGCCCAAGGUGCGUGGACGAAGUGGACAACGACAGAAAGAAAACUGACCUGGGCUGAUAUUUGGAGCUACGAACCACUGAGGAUAGCGUUCCUGCUCAGAUCAGUCUAUGACCUGCUACCGUCACCCUCAAACCUGCACAGAUGGGGUCUACAGGAUCACCCCAAGUGCCAAUUGUGUGACAAGACAGGAACCAUGGAACAUAUUCUGUCAUCGUGUACCACAGCCCUCACCCAAGGACGCUACAGGUGGAGUCACGACAGUGUUCUUCAGGAACUUGCUGACAAGUUGGAGCGCGAGAGGACCAAGAAGAGGCCCAGACAGAAACCCCAAAUGAUUCAGUUCGUGAAGGAAGGACAAAAGGCGUCUAAAAAACUGCAGCCUACCAGUUCUGUAUUAGAUGAAUCUGAAAGUGGGAAAUGUCUGUUGACCUGA
Messenger RNA from Dreissena polymorpha, 3033 nucleotides. RefSeq lists its product as uncharacterized. Bases 1 to 3033 code for a protein of 1010 amino acids. The transcript is spliced from 3 exons. NCBI's taxonomy places the organism in Eukaryota, Metazoa, Mollusca, Bivalvia, Myida, Dreissenidae. The record is from RefSeq and is a predicted model, not a curated record.